Symbiodinium necroappetens is the source of this 564-nucleotide messenger RNA. The record is from the annotation of a GenBank genome assembly. NCBI's taxonomy places the organism in Eukaryota, Dinophyceae, Suessiales, Symbiodiniaceae.
AUGGCACUGUCCUUCUUCACGUCGGCUCAGUUGGCUAUUGGAGCUCUGCCUGUCAGCUCCAGGUUCAGGGAAGCUGAGGGGUCGAUCCCCGGCUUGUCGUCCUUCGGCAGUCUCUUGGAAAGAGCUGUUGAAGACUCCCCACUCUCAACGCAAAGCGUUGACUGCAUUCUUGGCCGAGAAGUCAGGCUAAAGGACCAAGUCCAAUGGCAGCUCAUCGUCCCCGCUUUGGGGGUGGCGAGCGUGUUUUUCUUUGCCGUUGCGGGGGAUUGUUGCGCACAAGACGCGCGCCCUCUGCGCCACCGAAUCCUGAGAUUCGCGCUCGUAUGGUCGAACCAAUUCGCCCCUGUCUUAGCAGCUGCAAGUGCGUCCUGUCUUCCCUGUGUGUCCAUUGCAGAGGGCAAAGCGUACGCUGCCUUCGAUCCCGACAUUCAAUGCCCCAAUGCCUUGCCCACGCUGUCGAUGUUGAAAUGGGCCGGCAUGCUGGGUGGCGUUAGCCUUCUCGUGCCGCUGUGGUGGAUAUGGCUUGCUCGGGACUUAGCCUGGAGCAGGAACUUGAAGGUGAAG